AUCUCCUCCAGCAACACUUUCAUACACAUCUCCAGCCUCGACUUCAUUCAUUCGCCUCCAUCCUCAAUCAGACUAUCGUUCAGCCUCCUCUCAAGAUGCACUCUCCAAUGCAAUUCGCGGCUCUGGCCAUGUUCGCCCUCAGUGGCAUGGUCUCUGCUGUGCCUGGCAAGUCCAGUACUACCGUCACGCCCCCAUCUUAUGAGACUACCACUCCUCCUCCACCUCCUCCACCAUAUGGCGGUAGCACUACUACCUCGUCUACGAAGAAGACCACUACCACGUCCAAGUCCAGCUCCACGACCAAGUCCACCUCCACGACCAAGUCCAGCUCCACGACCAAGUCCACCUCCACCUGCGCCGUGAGCACCAGCAUUUCCACUUCCGUUGGAGAGUCUCCCUACACCACCGUCAAGUCCACCACGGCCUACGUCCCCAAGACCAUCACGUCCAUCGUCACCAAGACCACGACCAAAGAUGUCCCCUUCACCACGGUCAUUACUGGCGAUAAGCCCAAGACCAUCAUCGUCACCAAGACCAUCCCGCAAACCACUCAGACCGUCAGCAAAUCGACCACCAAGAUCCCCAAGCCCACCACUGAAUACAAGACGACGGUCAUCACCACCGUCGUUCCCGUCGUCAAAACCGGCUACUCCGAAAGCGUAGUCACCGUCACCAAGCCGGUGACCAAGACCAUUACGACUACCGAGACCUCGAUCUCGACCGGCAAGGGCGAGACCACCUCGACUGGUACCAAGAAGACGACCGCCACGGAGACCAAGGCGGAGACCUACACCACUUCCACCAAGAGCGUCGGCAGCACGACUGUGGUUACCAAGAAGCCAUUCACCACCACCAAGGUCUCCACCGUCACCGUCUGCGGACCACCAGGCUACGGAUACUAGAGGGUGUGAGGAGAUGAGCAGAUCUGGCCACGGCCAAUAAUUGGAGGCGACGGGCUCCUCGGGGAGCGGAGAGAGUGCAGUACAUAAAAGCGGCAAUAGUGCAGAUGGACAACCGGCGCGGAUGAGAUUUUCCGAAGAAUGACCUUCACGACACUCCUUUUUAGCUAGAAUAGACUAUCCUUCAAGCAAACAUCAAUUUUGGG
This is a messenger RNA of Zymoseptoria tritici IPO323, 1105 nucleotides long. Its product is annotated as small threonine-rich protein. The record is from RefSeq and is a predicted model, not a curated record. The transcript has 2 exons. The coding region runs from base 96 to 902 and encodes 268 amino acids. NCBI's taxonomy places the organism in Eukaryota, Fungi, Ascomycota, Dothideomycetes, Mycosphaerellales, Mycosphaerellaceae.